Messenger RNA from Mus musculus (house mouse), 5414 nucleotides. It is a transcript of the gene Slc26a7, whose product is annotated as solute carrier family 26, member 7. The transcript has 20 exons. Gene Ontology annotation, molecular function: chloride channel activity; chloride:bicarbonate antiporter activity; oxalate transmembrane transporter activity. The record is from RefSeq and is a predicted model, not a curated record. Bases 299 to 2377 code for a protein of 692 amino acids. Gene Ontology annotation, cellular component: basolateral plasma membrane; apical plasma membrane; membrane. Gene Ontology annotation, biological process: oxalate transport; transmembrane transport; sulfate transmembrane transport. Lineage: Eukaryota; Metazoa; Chordata; Mammalia; Rodentia; Muridae.
GCUUCUGCUUGUAGGAGACGCUGGGCUGGCUGGAUCCUUCCUGGUUUCAUUAGCAUAGCCCAGCCCACUUCCACCACACGCCCAGAACUACCUCAUUAACCAUUGGGAAUGCAGCCAAAAACAUAAGACGACAGUGAAUAUAAAGGGAAUUACUGGCAAGGGAGCUGUAACUAUCUCACCACCGAACCUAUUACUUUUCCAAGUUCAGAAAAGUAUUACAUGAACAGAAACCAUUCCUUAUUCAGAUAAGAAUUUAAGAAGUUGACUACUACAGGAGGGAAUCUGAAAAUCUGAAAAAAUGACGGGAGCAAAGAGGAAAAAGAGAAGCGUGCUGUGGGGCAAGAUGCACACCCCCCACCGAGAAGACAUUAAGCAGUGGUGUAAGAGGCGCCUACCUAUCUUGGAAUGGGCACCGCAGUACAAUCUGAAGGAAAACCUGCUUCCAGACACUGUGUCUGGGAUAAUGUUGGCAGUUCAACAGGUGGCACAAGGGCUGUCCUUCGCUAUGCUUUCAUCUGUACACCCAGUUUUUGGUUUAUAUGGAUCUCUGUUUCCAGCCAUCAUUUAUGCUAUAUUUGGAAUGGGACGCCAUGUUGCCACAGGCACCUUUGCCUUGACAUCCUUGAUAUCAGCCAACGCUGUGGAACGACUGGUCCCUCAGAGCAGCAGGAACCUCACCACACAGAGCAACUCAAGUGUGUUGGGCUUAUCCGAGUUUGAGCUGCAGAGAAUCGGGGUUGCAGCAGCUGUUUCUUUCUUGGGUGGAGUGAUUCAGCUGGUCAUGUUUGUGCUGCAGCUGGGCAGUGCCACAUUCCUGCUUACAGAGCCUGUGAUCAGCGCCAUGACCACAGGGGCCGCCACCCAUGUCGUGACAUCACAAGUCAAGUAUCUCUUGGGAAUCAAAAUGCCAUAUAUAUCCGGACCACUGGGAUUCUUUUAUAUUUAUGCGUAUGUCUUUGAGAACAUCAAGUCUGUCCAGCUGGAAGCACUGCUCUUUUCUUUGCUGAGCAUCAUUGUCCUUGUUCUCGUUAAAGAGCUGAAUGAACAGUUUAAAAGAAAAAUUAAAGUUGUUCUUCCUGUCGACUUAGUUUUGAUCAUUGCCGCCUCAUUUGCUUGCUAUUGUACCAACAUGGAAAACACAUACGGAUUAGAAGUAGUUGGGCACAUUCCAAACGGGAUUCCUCCUCCCCGUGCUCCCCCAAUGAACAUCCUCUCUGCAGUGCUCACUGAAGCUUUCGGAGUUGCACUUGUAGGCUAUGUGGCCUCGCUGGCUCUCGCACAAGGAUCUGCCAAGAAGUUCAAAUAUUCAGUUGAUGACAACCAGGAAUUUUUGGCCCAUGGCCUCAGCAACGUGAUCCCUUCAUUUCUCUUCUGCAUCCCAAGCGCUGCCGCCAUGGGAAGGACGGCUGGUUUGUACAGCACCGGCGCAAAGACGCAGGUGGCUUGUCUAAUAUCUUGCAUUUUCGUCCUUAUUGUCAUCUAUGCAAUAGGACCUCUGCUGUACUGGCUGCCCAUGUGCGUUCUUGCAAGUAUUAUUGUUGUGGGCCUGAAGGGAAUGUUAAUACAGUUCCGGGAUUUAAAAAAAUACUGGAAUGUGGAUAAAAUCGAUUGGGGCAUAUGGAUCAGUACUUACAUUUUUACAAUAUGCUUUGCUGCCAAUGUGGGAUUGUUGUUUGGUGUUAUCUGCACCAUAGCUAUCGUGUUAGGACGUUUCCCAAGGGCAAAGACUUUAAGCAUAACAGACAUGAAAGAAAUGGAAUUGAAGGUGAAGACAGAAAUGCAUGAUAGCACAGAGAACUGGCCUCCUUCCAAAAGGACCAAUGUCAAGGUCUUUCCAGGUAGCCUGAAAACAGGAAGUAACAUCAGGAGUCUUUCUGUGACACCCAGGAGAAUGGAAACCUCGCAACAGAUAAAAAUCAUCUCAAUAAACAACCCACUUGUUUUCCUGAAUGCAAAGAAAUUUAGUGCUGAUUUGAUGAAAAUAAUCCUAAAGGAAAGUGACAGCAACCAACCACUUGAUGAUGUCAGCAAGUGUGAACAGAACACCUUGCUCAGUUCCCUGUCCAACGGCAACUGCAAUGAAGAGGCUUCCCAGCCCUGCUCCAGCGAGAAGUGUUCUUUGGUCCUGAAUUGCAGUGGCUUGACCUUUUUUGACUACACAGGAGUCUCCACGCUUGUUGAGCUCUACCUUGAUUGCAAGAGCAGGAGUGUGGAUGUGUUCUUAGCCAACUGUACUGCAUCCUUGAUAAAAGCAAUGACAUACUAUGGAGACCUAGACACCGAAAAACCAAUUUUUUUUGACUCGGUACCUGCUGCGAUAAGUAUCAUCCAAUCAAAUAAGAAUUUGAGCAAGGCCAGUGACCACAGUGAAGUCUGAGACCCAUGUGUUGAAGUGCACGCCUCAUCUUUAGCAGCUGCCCCAAAGAGGCCAGAUCCUGGCAUUUUGCACACAUUUUGGUGUAUAUACAGUGUAUCACUCAGUAAGAAUGAUAUGACUUGGCAACUGCAUAGCCACUGGCCAAGACUUGCUGACCUUCUAUUUUUUCUAAUUUUCCUUAAUAAACAGAUUCAUUUAGUUAUUUCAUAUAGGCAUCAAUAUGCAUUUAGCUUUAGUUUACUGAACAGUAAACAUGCUUUUAUUUCUUGCUAUGAGAGUAUUUUGUAUGGUAUUAUUUCUUUUUUGUUGUAAGCUAACAAGUGGAGAAACACUUUUUUUUUUCAGAAAUGGUUUGGAUUAUUUAUAGUCCAUUUGUAAAAAAUAUUACAUCAUCUAGUUAAAAAAAAGAGUGUUAGCAAAUGUGCCACUUCUCCAUAGUUUUUAAUCCCAAAGUUAUUUAAACAUCAGUAAGACAAGGUACCACUUCAUACAGUGAAAAGUGGAAUCUACAGAUAUAAAGCAGUUGAGGAAAAAAGACAACAUAGGAGUUAUUAAUGUCAAUACCCAUCAACAUAAUCACUCUGACAAUGUUCACGCAUUCAACUAUGAGUUCAUAUGUGGAAGAAAACUGGUGUUUUAGUAAAACCAAGUUCUUGACAUUAAUCUGUUGAGUUGUGGAUACUGGAAACCAUUUGUGUGUUCAAUCAGAUAAUUCUGACUUCUGCAUUGCCACACACGAGAUAUUCUGCUUUCAGACUUAUUUUAUUGCAACCAGAGAAUAUGAGAAUUUGAUAUGUAAUUAUUUCACAAAUAUGAUCUUUUCAAUAACAAAAUAUCGUAAGUAGAAUGCUUUUGUGCCUUUGGAUACAAGAUUAAUCUUUAGAAAUUUUGAAUUUUCUACUUGAGAUAUAAAAAUUCAGUAAAAUGUAAUCUGUUUUUAAUCUAUACUGAGAUAGAUAGAUGGCAGAUAGAACAACAGACAGACAGAAGACAGGUAGGCAGCAGACAGACAGAUGACAGAUAGAUCUCCAUGGUAUGUUUUCCAUUUUCUUUUGUCAGAGGUGAGCUUGAAUGUGAUUAUCUGUAAAUUUGCUCAAAUAAUAAGAUAAUGUACAACACUAAUAGCCAGAUAUGAGUUUAAACUUUUUUCAUGCUUGUAUAUUUUAUUUUUAACUAUAUACAAGUAUGAAAUCUAACAAUUUUCUAACAAAUUGUCUUAUAUAUGAAGCCAUAGAUUAAAUUAUGCUUUAUUCUUAAUGGCAUCUAAGCUAUUAUACAGACUUACUAACACUGUCAGAAAACAAAAAAACAGGUCCUGCAAAAAGAGUUUGAAAAACAAGUUAAAAAUAUAAAUUAAACAUUGGCCUUCUAGUGUGGUGUUUAUGAGCAUCUGGAAGAGCAAAUUCUAACUCCUGUCCAAGUGACAGACUGGAAUAUUUCUUAGGCAAUGCAAGGCAAACAUUCACAUGAUCCACCGUUUUAACACCUCAGUCUUUGGUAGGAUGAAAUAAUAAAUGAAGAUGCCUAAAAUAGUGUUCCAAACUUUCAUGGUCAUUUUCAUUUUUACUGAAACAAAUUCAAAAGAACAGUCUUGGUUCCCCAAAUCACUUCAAUCUCUUCGUCACAUAUUGGGGUGGUACCAAGGAAGGUGACCAGUAUUGUUUACAGAUGAUUUUCUAAGGAAAAGUUGAGGGGGACUUAGGAAUAAUUUCCUUAUAAAAAGGAGCCUUAUUCUGUACCCCACUUUCCUCUUUUUAAUGGUACACGGUGGUGAUAUUUUUCAUCCCCAACCCAUUGGACUCCAUCAUAUAAUCAUGAGUCAUGCAGAGCCAAGAAAAGAAAUAUAUUAUGGUAUAUGUAAAGUGAUAUUUCGCUCUACAAGUUUGGCCUUAAUUAAACUCAUGAAUUAUAGGCAUUUUUAAUUUUUUGUAGACUAUGAACCCUGGCUGAUAUUGAAGUCAUCAUUGUUGGAUGGUUUAUUCUGUUUUGUUGUUAAUGCUCAGACAGUAUUGUCUGAGAAAUUACACCUGAGUGCAUUUAAGUAUUUAGAGUAUAAGUUUCAUGCAUAGAAAGUUAACCCUAUUAAUUUCAGUAUCAAACAUUGUUACAGUCAAAGACAAGGAAGACCAAACCACACACUGUAAAAGUCCACUGCUCUGUAGUUUAUGCCAAGACCACAAUGACUCUUUACCCCAAGAAAGUCUCUUGACUUAAGUUCUGAGACUCCAAAGACUGCACAUAAGUUUUAGACAUACAAGUGUCUAUCUCAAAGCAGAAGCAGAGAAAACAGAAAGAAGCUACAACAUGGCUCUAGUGUUGCAAUGUUUUCUAUAAGCACACUGACCUUAUGGGGCCAUGUUAUUUUUAUAUGAUAAACGUCUUCCAUAGAACUUACUAUAGUCAAAUAACAUAAAAAAACUGACCUAUACAAGUGUUAAGAACCUAAUAUGACAGACAUGAAAUAUGUAACUAGGAAAAACUGUUAACAUUAAACAUCAUAUUUAUGCAAAUUAAAUGCCCUUAAAAUUUUGCCAUUUGUCUUUCAUUUUAAAGGUUAUUUGCCCUCAAUUAUAUAAUUUCAGUGUUAUAAAGUUUAGCUUAAACUCCUUUGCAAUAAUUUAUUUGACAGAACUCCAUUCUAAAACCAUGCAAUGUAAUGAGAACAGAGAUCUUUCCUUUUUAAUGAAAACAUUAGCAUGUUAAUACCCCGUAUGAAUAAUGCCUGACAUUCAACAAUUGUGGAAAUAUGUUGGUAUGUUGCUGAACAUACAUACACCUCCGAAAUGCCAGUUCUGCAUUCUACACAUAUGCUUUCUGGCAGCGAGUUUAUUGCCAGAUUUUAAACAGGGAGUUAUGUGGUGCUUGUGGCGCUUUCAGAACCCAAAGAUUUGUAGUCUGGAAUCAUGUAGUCUCAUAUGCUGCACUUAUUUUUAUAUUUUUCAAUGCACUUAAUUAUUGUUUUUAUAUAAUUAUUUGUACUAACUCAGCAUGUAACAACCAAUUUACAUAGAAAUAAAUUGAAAUAUGUUAACUACAA